Amoebophrya sp. A25 is the source of this 4520-nucleotide messenger RNA. Lineage: Eukaryota; Dinophyceae; Syndiniales; Amoebophryaceae. The record is from the annotation of a GenBank genome assembly.
AUGGCCCCUAUCGACGAAGAUAUCGUCCCUGACGAUAUCGCUGAAGAUAUUGCUGAGGAAAAUAUGGAGGAAGACAUCUACGAGGAAGAGGAAUUUGAAGAGGAUGAAGAUGAGGCUCCUGAAGAGCAGCUCGAAAACAGUAGCAUGGCCAGGGGCAAUAAAGAAGAUGCUUUUGCAGCUUUCGCGGAGGAAGAGGAACCCGAAGAGAGGCCAUCUAUUAAUACGGAAGAAGACAACUACUCAGCGGCUUUCGUCGAAGAACGAAAUGUUUCUUCACGUGGGGAGAAAGUGGCCCUAGUAGAGGUUGAGGAGGACUUGCCAGUGGGAGUAGAGACUCGUCCACGACGUGUGUGGAGUCCACCUGCUGAGGGUACGGAAAGUCCAGCAGCGCCUGUUGCUGAUGAAGGGAGUCCAACAAGUCCUCCUACCACAGAACUACAGCAAGCACCUGAGCAGCUCGAAAACAACAAUGAAAAAGGAGAAGAUUCCUGUGGCAAUAAACGACGAGUGAUGCAAAUGGAAAUGAAGCGCAGUGGCACCAUUGCGGUUGCUGACGAGGUUGCAGAUUAUAUCCAGACGUCGAAAGAGGAAGCUACGCAGUACCACGGUUCCGAGAGUGCUGGAAACAAGUUGAAGAAGAAAGAAGCCGAACAACAGGAUGAUGGAAGAUCAGCAUCGGAUGAUGUUGGAGGAAGUCAGACGUCGAGUCCAUAUGAUUCUCGUCCAGGAGGUUUUAGUGAAGGAGCACGUCCUCUGAGUCCAGACCAACAAGCAGUGGAGGAUCCAGGAGCGGAAGAAGCGUGGCGUUCCGGAGCUUUGUGGGCUUUGGAUGGCGAAACUUACUUCAACAAUAUGGAGCGUCGUUUUGAGCAACGUUUUGUGACGGACAAGAGCUUCUUGACAGCCUUGAAGACUCGGACGGAAGAAUUUGGAACGGUUGGAGCGAUCGUUGGCAGUGGAUCCCCAGAGUCAACUAAGAUGACUACUUUUUACGGUACUAAAACUGCGCCUGGAGGAUUUGAUGAUGCUGCAUUUGUCGACAACUUUCCUCCACCACCGAAGGAUCAGGAGAGCAUUCGCAAGGCUAUCAGUGGAGACGAGUCUGGCUCUUCAGGUGCUCUGAUGUUAAACGAGGGAAAGAACGGGAAGACCAAGAGCAGCAGAUCCACUAUUUCGAUGUUUCGGAGUAUCCAAAGCGUUUCCCAAGCUUUAGACGAUGCUAGAAAAAUGGUCCCAGAACAGGAGUAUUUCGCUGCUUUGAAGCGUAUCCAGGAUGAGGAGGAAACUUUGCAUAAGGAGUUCCAGAGACAGAGACAGGCUGUUCUUGCUUUACGGUCGGGGGAAGAGACUCGAGAAUGUCGCUUGCGGCGAAAAGGGAAAGCAAGAUUGCUCGGUAAAAAAGCAAUCCUCGAAGGCAACGAUGGUCGUCGCCAAUUGAUUGUUCUCUCGUCGAACCAAAAGCAAUUACUCAAGCAUCCAGCUUUGGCUUCGGUGCGUGCGUUCCACCUGUUGGAGGAUUUCUCCAGUGCCAAGAACUACCCACGCAUGCGACUGCCCGGUGGGGAUAAGGCGAAUCGCUUGGCUAGGUGGAAGCGCAUGUCUUUAGAGAGUGGGCGUCGCAAAUCCGUCGCCGACUAUGAAGAGUUGUGGGAACAAUUGGAACUCCUACAAAGCCGCGUGAAUUUGAACUACAUCGCCGAUUUCUUCAUCGAGUACUACUUGACGCAAACGCUGAAAAAACACCAGUUGGUGAAAGAACUAGCUGCGAGAGAGCAGCCAGCGCCGGAACCAGUGCAAUUGCCGCCAGGGGAGGGAGCAGCAUUGAAGCAGAUUAUCGAGACGAAAGACACGUACUAUUCCAAGCCCUUGAAGGUGAUGCAAAAAGCCGUCUCCGGAUGGAUUCGAUCCUCCAGAGCCAUCUCGAAGAUUCGCGGAAAACUUGGAGGCUUGAAGAAACUACAAGAGAAUGGAGGAGAGGCAAUUACUGCAGGAGGAAAGGAUGCCAAUAAAGUUGUUCAAAUUGGUGUUACUGUUACUGCUGCAGAUGGAACUGCAACUACUAUUCCUGCAGAAGAACACAAGGGAAGAAAGUCGGUUGUAUUGAGAACAAACACUGGGAGACCUGAUUCUCCUUCAGUAUCGCCGCGACCAGGCUCUCCGUCUCAGCAGACGAGAGGACGAGCAUCAUCACCCUCCGCUCAGGGAGGACGUCCCUCGUCACCUUCUCAGGCAAACCGGGGUAAAAGUGGCUCUCCGGAACGCAGUAGUUCUGCAGGCGGCCGUCGUCCAGGUUCGCCUAAGUCUGGCUCGGCUCAGAACAAGAAAAACGGAAAGUUCAAUCGUUCUAUGACGGUCGUGGCUCAUCAUGGUGAUGCGCCGUCUGGUGCUUUACAGUCACGCCCUCUGUCGCCAUUAUCUGGUCCAAAAGUCGCACAAGUUCGGUUGACGGAGGCGCAGGAAGACUUCCUUCUGAGGCAAGUCGUGGAUCCGCAAGAAACUCGUGACCUUCGAGUUUUGAAGCUGGGCUUCGUUCCUCUCAACGUCUUGGGUCAAUUCGUCUCUGUCUAUUUGGGAAUGCUGUAUCCACACUUAAAUCUACAGAACCCAACGUUUUGCUUCACCCAGCAAAGCUACGAUCAAGUGUUGGAUUUGGUUUUCGUGUUGUCAGCUGAAGAGGAAAGAAAGUCCAUUCUCGCUGUGCAACAAGGAGACACCCAUGUGAACCUGGACGAGUACUCUCAAGUACCUCUAGAAGUCGCCUGUGUCGUUCUUGAAGUCUCUCGCUUGCUCUGGCUGCAAUCGCUACAAGGCACAGCCGCUCUGUCGCAACCCGUGGUCGAGAAGAUGCGCAGGGUGUAUAACCGUCAGACCCAACAAGCAGGCAGUGAAGAUGGGAUCCCGUUCAAGCUGUUCUUCCAGUCCAUGGAAGCAGCUGGAUUUGGCCUUUCUCCGGAUGAACACCGCGUGUUGAAAAACCUAGUCCUCGAAUGUGAUCUCAACGGUGAUGGCGUCACUUCCUUCCCGGAAUGGCUCUACAUCUUGCAGCGUUUUACGGACCGCAAGUUGGCAGAUGCCUUGCGGGAGAGCAAUUGGUACGCACGACGUCUGGAAUGCGAUGAUUUGGCGGAUGAGUUGAUCUUCUUCAUGGAAAUCGAGCUUUCUAGGAUGCGCGGUCUAGAACCAGGAACGUCGAUGACGCAAUUUUCGAUGGCCGACGUGAAGGAGAUCUUCAAGCUGCUAGGGCUGUCGAACUUGCCUGGUUGCAUGCAGGACUUUGAGAAGGUACUUGUUAAUCGUGUUACUGUUACUUGUUGGCGUCUCACCUUCUUCUACUUCUUGCAUAAUUGUGUUUCUAUCUUCACCUACCUCCACAUCUAGAUGUUGAAAUUGAAUUCACCAAAAUAAUAUGAGAAAUUACAACAACAUGAAGAAAUCUCCUUCUCCAACCAAUCAAAUCAGAUCACGCAGAAACUCUUUUACUCGUUCGAUGCGGAGGGUCGUCCCAGCUUCCAGGAGACGUUCUCCAAAGCCGAAGUCUUACGCGUCAUCGCCGAAGCUUUGUGGCAAGAACUGAAAGGCGAGAAGGUCCCCGUCUACGACGCCACCAUGGAGGACAACAUAUAUUUCAAGCACAAGCAAGACGAAACCGACGGAAAUGCCGCAGUUUUACAUAGAUUGGGUGACAAACAUGUGACGACGGAUCGUGCUGCGGCAGUGAGGCGAUUGAGGCAGCAGAGGGAGAAACAAGCUGGUGGGAAGAGGAAAAGAAUGCUGGAUACAGAGGAACUAGUUGUGGAAGAUCUGGUUGCGCCGUCGUUUCGUAGGGAGAUGGAGGAAGCGGAAAACAAAAAGAAAUCAGAGUAAAAAUCAUUUACAAGAACUUUCUUGCACGAUCUUAUACUUGAACUUGAUUUUGUUCCAAUUAAAAGGUAUUUCCACAAUUUGAAGAUCGUUCUGCUCAAUGACUUUUUCAUCGUCGAAUCACUCCCAUGAUUAAGUACUUAGACUAGAAUUAGUACGUCGUGUCUUCAAUCUUGAUCUCCCCCUAUCUUCUCCUCCUUCACCCUCUCACCAGGCAACUGCGCAAGAUGUCCAUCUUAGUAACCGAGCUCCACCAAUGGAUCGAGCGCCUAGAUAGACCAGGCGCCUACGUCGGCGACGAGCUCCAGCAGUGGCUCAGAAAGCGCUGGGUCCUGAGCGCAGAACAAACUAAAGCCGCGAUGAAACACUACGCCGGACGACGUGAUUAUAUCUAUGCCCGCAUGCAGUACCAGACGAGGAAGACGCAUGCGCAAGCAGCUCAGAAUGCAGGACAGGCAGUCGCGUCCCAAACCCAGAUGGUCACGACAACAGAACAAACGCAAGGAUUAUUGGGGAAUAUUCACAGGCAGUUACUGGGAGGAGCAGAACCAACAGCUCCGCAAGUGGCCGAAGAGAGCAAUGGUAAUGCUGGUAGUGCUAGAAACGCUAAUGGAAGUGCCGAAGGUGCUGAUGCAGGAGCUGCUGUGGCUACGGCGUGA